AGAGAGAGAGAGAGAGAGAGAGAGAGAGAGAGAGAGAGAGAGACGCCUCUGUUCUCCCCUACUCCACUGGACUUUAUGCAUUGAACGGGCGCGAGACAUUCCCUGCCGCUAUGUGAGCAGUCAUCGGGAUACUGAGCACGCAGCUAUCGGUGAGCCGCUAUCUAUUCCCCGACCCGGUAGCGUUGCCGUCAGGCGAACCUUCUUUUUUAACGUAAUUUCUCGGGUCGGAAGCUCGCCUUGGAAUCCAACUGCAGUAUUCGUUGGCACCACAAACCCCCCUCUUUCGUUAAUUGGGAAGAUAUUCCCACCCAGCCGUGUGUGUUGUGUGGACUGUAAGCGCGCCAAAGGACCCUCCGCACUGGACGCUCGUGCGGUUUGUUCGCGCGACUUGUGACAUAUGGCCUUUAUGCUGUCGGUCCCAUCGUGCUGUGAGAGGAACCGCUCCCCGCCAGACCGUCUGGGCUCAGCAGGAAGUGCCGUUGCAUUAACUUCCAGGUCAACUUCAGAGGUCAUGUGGUCCACACGCCUGCUCUUCCUGUGUUCCCUGUUUGCACCUCUGGCCCUCGUGUGCGGCCGCGCCCCCAUCCCCAUGGCAGUGGUGCGGAGGGAGCUGUCCUGUGAGUCCUACCCCAUCGAGCUGCGCUGCCCCGGGACCGACGUCAUCAUGAUCGAGAGCGCCAACUACGGCCGCACCGACGACAAGAUCUGCGACUCGGACCCGGCCCAGAUGGAGAACACUCGCUGCUACCUACCCGAUGCCUACAAGAUCAUGUCACUCAGAUGCAACAACCGCACCCAGUGUGCCGUGGUGGCGGGGCCUGACGUCUUUCCAGACCCCUGUCCUGGAACGUACAAGUACCUGGAGGUCCAGUACGAGUGUGUCCCAUACAAAGUCGAACAGAAAGUGUUCCUGUGCCCGGGCAUCCUGCGGGGGGUGUACCAGAGCGAGCACCUCUUCGAGUCGGACCACCAGUCGGGUGCCUGGUGCAAGGAUCCCCUGCAGGCCUCGGACAAGAUCUACUACAUGCCCUGGACGCCCUACCGCACGGACACGCUGACCGAGUACUCCUCCAAGGAGGACUUCAUCGCGGGCCGGCCCACCACCACCUACAAGCUGCCGCACCGCGUGGACGGCACGGGCUUCGUGGUGUACGACGGCGCCCUCUUCUUCAACAAGGAGCGCACGCGCAACAUCGUCAAGUUCGACCUGCGCACGCGCAUCAAGAGCGGCGAGGCCAUCAUCGCCAACGCCAACUACCACGACACCUCGCCGUACCGCUGGGGCGGCAAGUCGGACAUCGACCUGGCGGUGGACGAGAACGGCCUGUGGGUGAUCUACGCCACCGAGCAGAACAACGGCCGCAUGGUGGUGAGCCAGCUCAACCCCUACACGCUGCGCAUCGAGGGCUCCUGGGACACCAGCUACGACAAGCGCACGGCCUCCAACGCCUUCAUGAUCUGCGGCGUGCUGUACGUGGUGAAGACGGUGUACGAGGACGACGACAACGAGGGCACGGGCAACAAGAUCGACUACAUGUACAACACGGACAAGAGCAAGGAGACGGUGCUGAGCAUCUCCUUCCCCAACUCCUACCAGUACAUCGCCGCCGUGGAUUACAACCCGCGCGACAACCUGCUGUACGUUUGGAACAACUACCACGUGGUCAAGUACUCGCUGGACUUCGGCAACAACGACUACCGUCCCCCCAUGGUCCCCGCCAUCCGAGGGGGCGGAGGUGCUGGCGGGGGCUCGUCGUCCUCCUCUUCCACCGGCCGCACCAGCACCACCCGCGUCCCCCCCUACUACACCACCCCCCGGCCCCUGCUCACCACCUCCCCGGGCCAGCGCUACCGCACCACCACCACCGUGCGGCAGCCCACCCUGCAGCCGGGCGCCGGGGGAGGGGGCUCAGACACCAACCAGAUCCCGGACACCAACCAGAAGGCGGGCGGGCGGUACCCUCCCGUCCAGGCACCCCCCGCCGUGGCACAGCAUCCCCCCGCCCCGCCCCCACAGCCCCCCGUGCUGCCCCCCCUGCCGCCGCCGCCCCAGGACUUCUGCAGCCCCCGGGUCACGGCCGACGUGUCGUGGCCCCGGACCCAGCAGGGCCAGCGGGCCAAGCAGCCCUGUCCCGUUGGAACUCUGGGUGUGGCCACAUACGUGUGCGUAGCCCAGCUGGGUUACUGGGAUCCCCAAGGCCCUGACCUCAGCAACUGCACGUCACCCUGGGUCAAUCACAUCAUGCAGAAGCUGCGUUCGGGGGAGACGGCGGCCAUCGUGGCCAAGGAGCUGGCGGAGCAGACCAAGGGGCUGCUGCGGCCGGGGGACGUGCCCUCCACUGUGCGGGCCAUGGCCCAGCUGGUGGAGCUGCUGGACGUCCAGCUCAGGAACCUCACGCCCGGCGGCAAGGACAGCGCCGCCCGCAGCCUCACCAAGCUCCAGAAGAGAGAGAGGUCCUGCCGGUUUUUCACGCAGGCAAUGGUGGACACGGUGAACAACCUGCUGCAGCCGCGCGCCCAGGCCGCUUGGAAGGAGCUGCCCACCAGCGAGCAGCUGCACUCGGCCACGCUGCUGCUGGACACGGUGGAGACCGGGGCCUUUAUGCUGGCCGACAACCUGCUGAAGACCGACACCAUCCAGGAGACGGCCGAGAACAUCCAGCUGGAGGUGGCGAGACUCAGCACGGACGGGAACCUGGCAGACGUGACGUUCCCUCAGUCUGAACUACAUGGAAACUCCAUCCAACUGUCAGCCAGCACUCUCAAACAACACGGACGCAACGGGGAGAUCCGGAUGGCCUUCGUCCUGUACAGGAACCUGGGCGCCUACCUGUCAACGGAGAACGCCAGCGUGCGUCUGGGCAGCGAGUCCGUCUACCCCAACUACUCGGUGAUCGUCAACUCUCCCGUCAUCACCGCCUCCAUCAACAAGGAGAGCAAGGUGUACCUGUCGGAGCCCGUGGUCUUCACCGUCAAACACCUGCAGCAUUCUGAGGAGAACUUCAACCCCAACUGCUCCUUCUGGAGCUACUCGAAGCGCUCCAUGACGGGGGUGUGGUCCACGCAGGACUGCCGCCUGCUGGCCACCAACCGCACGCACACCACAUGCUCCUGCACGCACCUGACCAGCUUCGCUGUGCUCAUGGCCCACGUGGAGGUCAAGAAAGCGGACAGCAUGCACGACCUGCUGCUGGACGUCAUCACCUGGGUGGGCAUCCUGCUGUCCCUGGUCUGCCUGCUCAUCUGCAUCUUCACCUUCUGCUUCUUCCGCGGGCUGCAGAGCGACCGCAACACCAUCCAUAAGAACCUGUGCAUCAGCCUCUUCAUCGCCGAGUCCCUGUUCCUGGUCGGCAUCAACCGGGCCGACCAACCGAUUGCUUGUGCGGUGUUUGCGGCGCUGCUGCACUUCUUCUUCCUGGCGGCGUUCACCUGGAUGUUCCUGGAGGGUGUGCAGCUGUACAUCAUGCUGGUGGAGGUGUUUGAGAGCGAACACUCACGCACCAAAUACUUCUACCUGGCCGGCUACGGCGUGCCUGCCAUCAUCGUGGCUGUGUCGGCCGCCGUGGACUACCGCAGCUACGGGACCGACCGAGUAUGCUGGCUGAGGUUGGACACAUACUUUAUCUGGAGUUUUAUAGGCCCUGCCACCCUCAUCAUUAUGCUGAAUGUCAUCUUCCUGGGCAUUGCCCUCUACAAGAUGUUCCACCACACUGCGAUCCUCAAGCCGGACUCUGGCUGUCUGGACAACAUCAAGUCGUGGGUGAUCGGGGCCAUCGCCCUGCUGUGUCUGCUGGGCCUGACCUGGGCCUUCGGCCUCAUGUACAUCAACGAGAGCACCGUGAUCAUGGCCUACCUCUUCACCAUCUUCAACUCCCUGCAGGGCAUGUUCAUCUUCAUCUUCCACUGCAUCCUGCAGAAGAAGGUACGGAAGGAGUACGGCAAGUGUCUGCGGACUCACUGCUGCAGUGGCAAGAGCGUGGAGACCUCCAUCUCCUCCUCCAGUAAGACCACCACCUCCAGGACCCCCGGCCGCUACUCCACUGGCUCUCAGAGUCGUAUCAGGCGGAUGUGGAACGACACGGUGAGGAAGCAGGAGUCCUCCUUCAUCACCGGAGACAUCAACAGCUCGGCCACGCUCAACAGAGAGAGUGUGCUGAACAACGUGAGGGACUCGAGCGUCAUGGAUACGCUGCCUCUCAACGGUCACCAUGCCAACAACUACAGCAUGGCCAGCAGUGAGUACCUGAGCGACUGCGUCCAGAUCCUGGACCGCAGCGGAGGCUACGGUACCCACGGCAACCACAAGGAGACCACCCUGGAGAAGAAGAUACUGAAGGAGCUGACCUCCAACUACAUCCCAUCCUACUUGAACAACCACGAGCGCUCCACCACCGAGCGCAGUCACAACCUCAUGAACAAGCUGGUCAACAGCAGCCUGGCCAACGGAGGAGGCAUGGUGGGCGGCGGCAGUAGCAGCAGCAGUGGCAGCAGCAGCAGUAGCGGCGGCAGCGGCGGCAUGUGCAGCAGUAAGGAGGACGGCGGGCCGAUGGCGCUGGACGACCCGGCCGCCUUCCCCCACGACGAGGCCCUGGGCCUGGAGAUCAUCCGGGAGGAGUCCAACGCCCCGCUGCUGCCCCCGCGGCCCCCGCCCCCGGACAGCCACCCGCCGCCGCCGCCGCCCCCGCACAGCUUCGCCCGGCCCCGCCGCAUCCCCCAGGAGACGGGCGAGAGCUUCUUCCCCCUGCUGCCCAACGAGCACACCGAGGAGCACGCCCACUCGCCCGGCCACAGAGACUCGCUGUACACCAGCAUGCCCGUGCUCACGGAGCUGCCCGACGCGCCCGCCAACGGCCUGACGGACGGCGAGGAGGAGGCCAGCUCGGGGGAGCUGCAGCCCUGCAAGAGCGCCACGGCCCCCGAGCUGGACGACGUCUACUACAAGAGCAUGCCCAACCUAGGCUCCCGCAACCACCUGCACGAGCUGCAGAGCUACUACCACAUGGGCCGCGGCGGCAGUGACCGCUACAUGGUGCCCGCCAACAAGGAGGAUUCGGAUUCGUCACCGGAGGAGCCCCCCGUGGACCCCGCGCACCUGGUCACCAGUCUAUAG
This is a messenger RNA of Gadus chalcogrammus (walleye pollock), 5110 nucleotides long. It is a transcript of the gene adgrl3.1, whose product is annotated as adhesion G protein-coupled receptor L3.1. The transcript has 23 exons. Gene Ontology annotation, cellular component: cell-cell junction; axon; glutamatergic synapse. Gene Ontology annotation, biological process: cell surface receptor signaling pathway; brain development; adenylate cyclase-activating G protein-coupled receptor signaling pathway. Gene Ontology annotation, molecular function: G protein-coupled receptor activity; carbohydrate binding. Bases 398 to 5110 code for a protein of 1570 amino acids. The record is from RefSeq and is a predicted model, not a curated record. NCBI's taxonomy places the organism in Eukaryota, Metazoa, Chordata, Actinopteri, Gadiformes, Gadidae.